AUGGAAGCCGGCGCCAACGUUGUUGUUCAUUCACUUGCAAUCAGCCCUAUCGAAAAAAUCAGCAAAGUCGCAACUCUAAGUUUUCAUACCCUCCCAAACUGUCUGUCCGACUGCUCUCGAAAUGAAUGGGUAUUCAACCUCCCGGCGGACGAAACUUCAGAGGAGGAUGGCUUCAGCCGGAGAAAAUCACUUGUGUUCGAUACUCAUUUCUCGGGUUUUACGCCUCUUCAACAUACCAAGAACGAUGACUGCUAUGUGGAUGUAAUCGCAAUAUCCGGUCUCGGCGGACACGCGUUUGGUUCUUUCAAAGAGAGACAUGGGUCCUUUAUGUGGCUCCGUGAUGCUCUCCCAAUAGAUGUUCCCGGUGCAAGGAUCUUAAUCUAUGGAUAUGACACUCGACUCAUUCGGAGCAGGUCAUUUCAGAACUUAACGGACUUGGGCAAAGCUCUUCAAAUCGACAUAAAGGGCGUUCGGGAGCUCACCCAAACUCGUCCCACAGUUUUCAUUGGACACAGUCUCGGUGGUCUUGUGAUUAAAGAGGCUAUAGUCAAGUUGAAAGAAGAAUUGGACGAGAAAGAUGCAUCAAUACUGAAGUCUACUUCUGGAUUCCUGUUCUUCGGUGUUCCUCACCAAGGGAUGGCUAUUGAAUCACUCGUUCCUUUGGUUAAAGACAACCCUAACAGGAGUCUUCUUGAGUCGCUCAAUAAGAAUUCAGCACUCCUUCAACGCCUCGAAAAAGACUUCAGCAAUGUAUUCGGCACAAAACGUCUUCGAAUUGUCUCCUUCUACGAAACGGAGAAUUCCCCCACUGCAGUCGAGAUGGAAGAUGGAAAAUGGGAACUCUCCGGAGAUCCUAAAGUGUUAGUUGACGUCUCAUCCGCGACAUGCGGCACACCAACACAGCUUUCGGAUGAGAACAUUGGCUUGGAUGAACAGAUCACGAGGUCUUUUCUGGGUCAAAGAAAUCCCGGGGCUGGAAAGUCCGUUCUCAUGAAGUACGCCGUUACAAUGAUGCAUAGCAGAAAGUCCCGGGAGCUCGUUGUGUCCUUUUUUAUUCACGGUCGAGGAACGCCUUUGCAGAAGAACCUACUAGGUCUAUUCCGUGCAUUACUGAACUCCAUGCUCAUAUCCUUCCCGGAGUAUCUCUCUCAGCUCACUAAACGGUUUCAUGACCAGGAGAGACGAUUCGGGACAUACCAGGAGAAUAGAUGGGCUUGGACCAAAGAAGAACUUCAAGAUUUCAUGUCUGAGGUUUUGACCAAAGGGACGAGGAACCGGCCUGUAGUCAUCUUCGUUGACGCGAUUGAUGAAUGUGGAGAAUUUCAUGCCAAACACCUGUUGGAAUACUUCAAAAGCCUCAUGAACAAAGUUGAACGCGAAGAAGCGCAGAUGGAGAAGGAGAUCUUGUUGAAGGCUCAAGGAGGAUUCCAAUGGGUAGUCUUAAUCACUUCAAUGGUGAUUGAUGGAAACACAAUUGGCAUCAAGGCGGAGAAGCUGCACGAGAUGAUCACAACUACCCCGGAAGCCCUUGACGAGUUGUACAGCAACAUUUUGAGCGGCGUUACUGGAGCCGAAAAUCAUCAGAUGACCAAGCUGUUCCAGUGGGUUCUAUUUGCUGAACGACCCUUAUCCGCACAAGAGCUUCGGGAGGCGCUUGCUACAGAUAAAGACAUGACUUACACGACUGUCUCCGAACUCAGAAACCACGACAGCUGGUCCGAUACUUUGGAGGAUUUCGAAAAGCACGUUAGACACAUUUCCAGAGGCUUGGUGGAAUUCCGCACCCGUGACCUUUGGGAGCAAUACGAACCUGGCGGAGAAGACUGGGAUCGGGAAGUUCAGUUCGUCCACCAAUCAGUCGCUGACUAUAUACUCGAGAAGUUUCUCAACCAUGUGAGACUUGGGGAUGCCUCUCAAUCUCAAAUCGGAACUGGCCACUUUGAAAUAUCGAGGUCCUGUCUCAGAUACAUGGCAUUGAGGGAGGUGUUAGAAGGGGCUCAGCUAUCUCGCGGCACAUUCUCAGCAAGAUUUCCAUUAGUACCAUAUGCAGUGCGUUUUCUGUUCCACCAUAUCAGGGAGGUGGAGCGGGAAGGAAUUUCUCAACAUGAUCUCCUCCAGCUCAUUCAAUGGGAUCGACAAUCUGAAUUCAUGAGGAAAAUUGCGAGCAUAUGGAGAGUCAUGGAUCCUAAUAACGCCCACUCACCCACGGGGUGGCCCUUCAUUGGAGCAACGCCGCUGCAUGUCCUGGUUGCACUUGGCUCGAAAAGCGCCUUCGACGCACUCCUGCAGAAAGAUGAUGUAGAAGUUGAUGGUAGAGACUCGGACGGCAAUACACCACUACUUCUCGCCCUCAGAGAUUGCCACCAAAAUAUGGCACUCACGCUGCUGAAUCGGUCGACCGAGUGGCAGCAGCCUCGAAACGAGGCGAUUAACCAAGGCAUCAUUCAGGACAAAGACACAGACGACCGAAGUAACCACUUUGUGGACAUCAAUGCGGAAAAUAAUGACGGCGAGACACCGUUGAUGAUUGCCCUAACAGUGGACGCCGAGGAGGUGAUCUGGAAGUUGAUUGAGGCGGGUGCUGAUCUUUUUAAGCAGCAGACCUGGCUCAUUUUCUAUGCCAUUGGAUUCAAUAAAAGCUUCGAAGACAAGGACGAGGAUGAGCGUGAUGAUGAAGCACUUCUCUUAGCUUCACGAAGAGGUCAAACGGCCAUAGUCAAUCUCCUCUUGUCACACGGCAUAUCUGCAACUUGGCGAGACAAACACGGGGAUUUUCCAUUACUGGUGGCUGCAGAAAAUGGCUAUGAGACUAUCGUGAAGCUGCUUCUCGAGAACGGAGGGGACGUUGACGCCAAAGAUACGUUAAAUUAUGGCUAUGCUUCGCUGAUGAGGGCUCUUCAAAAUGGCCACGAGGCAGUGGCAAGGUUUCUUAUUGACAAAGGAGCCGGCGUUAAUGUCAGCGAUAUAAAUGGAUUAUCAUUGCUCUCGUGGACCGUAUUAAGGGACUUUGAGACAGUGGUAAAGUUUCUUAUUACCAAUAAGGCUAACAUUAACGUUACUGAUAAAGAUGGAGCAUCGUUACUCUUAUGGGCCUUACAGAGUGGCCGUGAGGCAGUAGCGAGCCUUCUGAUUCGUAAUGGAGCCAACAUAAGCGCAAGUGAUAAAGAUGGGUUGACACCACUCUUAUGGGCCUCACGGAAGGGCUACGAGGAAGUAGUGAGGCUUCUGAUUUAUAAUGGAGCCGACAUCAAUGCCAGCGGUAAAGAUGGGUCGACACCACUUUCAUGGGCUUCACAGAAUGGCCAUGUGGCAAUAGUGGAGCUUCUUAUUCAUACUGGAGCUGAUAUUCAUGCCAGUGAUAAAGAUGGGAUAACAUCACUCUCAUGGGCCGUACGGAAUGACUUCUAUGGAGUCGCAUGGCAUCUUGUUAAUAGUGGAGCUAAUGUAAAUGCCAGCGAUAAAAAUGGAUUAACACCACUUUCAUGGGCCUCACAGAAUGGCUCUAAGGAAAUAGCAAUGCUCUUGCGCCGCAACAACAGAGGCCCUUUUUUGGAAUAG
Messenger RNA from Trichoderma breve, 3558 nucleotides. Its product is annotated as ankyrin repeats (3 copies) domain-containing protein. Lineage: Eukaryota; Fungi; Ascomycota; Sordariomycetes; Hypocreales; Hypocreaceae. The record is from RefSeq and is a predicted model, not a curated record. The transcript has 9 exons. The coding region runs from base 1 to 3558 and encodes 1185 amino acids. Gene Ontology annotation, molecular function: protein binding.